GGACUUUUGGCUACCAAAAAUGGGGUCCUCCCGAAUUAUAGCGGGUGGGACGCCGCCGUCUUCAUAGACGCGUGUAAGCUCUACAGACUCGGCACAGUCAGGCUAGACAGCAAGAAAGCAAGUAUGGAGACCUUGGGUUACGAGAACGUGACGCCUAUGGACACUGGCCCGCCUCCCCUACGAGGAGACGUGUGCGUCUUGGGCCGGAGAUACAGCCUACCUGGAGAAAAGGCGCAGCUGACAAGGGACGUGAAGAGCAGACUAUGGUUCACAUACCGAAAGAACUUCAAGCCAAUUAGUGGUACAAGCAUCACUUGCGAUCAGGGCUGGGGUUGUACGCUGCGAUGUGGACAAAUGGUCAUGGGCAACGCCCUCCUUUUCAAACACCUCGGGAGAGACUGGAAGUGGUCGGCUGAUGGACAGCACUUGAUGAACCCUACCUACAUGAGGAUACUCAGGAUGUUUCUGGACAGGAAGGACAGCGAAUACAGCCUGCACAUGAUCGCUCAUCAAGGUGCAGAUUUUGGUCGACCUAUAGGACAGUGGUUUGGUCCAAACAACGUGGCACAGGCUCUCAAGAAGCUCUCAACUCAUGACUUGUGGUCAAAACUGGCAGUUCACGUUGCCCUGGACAUGGUCGUUGUCAUGGACGACAUUAAGGAGUUAUGUCGCCAACCUCACCAGACGCCGAGAGAAGUCCCCGUGGAAUUAGCCGAGUGGGAAAAGAGGCGGAGCCAAACAACUCCGAACGUCUCUCUCCCUCCCUCUCUUUUGGACGGUCCCCAGGGGGACGCCCCUGAAUCAGGGGGUCGUUCGGACGAACCCCUUCGGCGCCAACCCCACACAAUUAGCGGGGCAGAGGGAACGAGACAUGAAGUCAGAAGAGCGGGGAAGAAAGGGUUAAUGAACGGAACGGAGCGUCCGAAGAGGUCGCCGUUUCAAAGACUGGCCGGCAGACGAAGAGGCAAGAAGGAAACUUUCAUCAGGUCUGCCGAUUUCGAUCAUGUCGGACAGAAAGACUCUUCCAGCUCAGAUGAAGGCGACGAUGAUUGCGUCCCUGAUGAAGUGGGCAGAGCCAAGGGGUCAGAGUUCAGAUCCCUCUUGCUCUUCAUUCCUCUACGUUUGGGUCAAGACAAGUUUAAUAUGGAGUACAAGGAAGCCGUAAAGGCCUGUCUAUCUCUCCCCCAAUCAGUCGGGAUAAUUGGAGGAAAACCACGCCACGCCCUCUACUUUAUCGGUCACCACGGCGACAACUUGUUGUACCUCGAUCCCCAUACCACCCAGUCGGCCGUGUCGUGUUCCGAUACCUCUGGAAUGGUCCCGGACCACAGCUACCACUGCAGCCAACCCGACCGAAUGAACGUCGGCGAACUCGACCCUUCUGUUGCUCUGGCGUUCUUUUGUAGAGAUGAAAGCGAUUUCCAUGAUCUUUGUCGAGGCCUCAGAGAGAGCGUCCUGACCAAGAUGAAGUACAUGUUUGAACUGACAGAGAAGAGGCCUCCUUACUGGGGACCUGUGGAGAGAAAUCCUCACAACAGCAUCCACGAACCAUUCCUGCUGGUGAACCAGGCUCCACCUUCCCCCAAGUACACGUGUGAAGAAGACUCUGAUGGUUUUGAGGUCAUUGACUAUGCCUAGCAAUCAUGUACCUCCCUCCCUCCCCUCUCACUCUCCAAUUUCUUAUCGUUUGUUGCUUUGAAUAAGUCACCAUUUGAGUUUGCACUGUUAUAUCAUAUACUCCUCAUAAAGUUUGUGUUUAACGUUGAAAGAAAGGUGUUGGGUUUUGAAAUUAUAUUACAACACAGCCAGCUCCUUUGUGUUCAUAACUUUUGUAAGCAUUGAUCAAUAAAAGAAAGGUGUUUUGGUUUUGAAAUUAUACACGGUGAAAGAUUGUUAGCUGGAAGUUCAAAGUCCUAGUGAUUUCCGGACCAAUUUCUGAGCCACUGCGUUGAACUGUGACCUGUCGUCUCUCCACAUCUUACAAGCGUCGAUGUUUGCACCACUCUCGUCGUUUGGCUCGGCCAGCAUGCUCACGACCGACAGCAGAAUCUUCUCAAUGCUCUGCACCGGGCUCCACCUCUCUGCAGCGGUCUCGUAUCCCAGAGGAUCGUCCCCCGGUGUGUGGAGAAUAGAGAUACAAACACGACCAUCCGGAUACACGUUUGGAUGGAACACUUCCGAGACGAAUUUCAUUUUGGGUGGACUGAGAGGAUAGUCAGUAGGGAAGAUGAGUUCCGUGACAAAGACCCCUCCUUCAAAUGCACAGUCUUCUGGCUCACGUGAUAAGUGCCUCCCAUUCAAAGAAGUUUUCCUCUGAUUUGGGUCCUCCAGAAAAAAUCCAUAGCUAAACGUCUGAGUCACGUGAGUACAAGCUAAUGACUGUCUUACCGGCCACUAUUCCCUCGGGAGAGUUCAGCGUCAACUCUGUGUAAAUAGAGCGAUAGGAAACGGUAACUGCUAGCCCGUGAGGCGAAGUACGAGAGCUACGUACGCUUGUAUUCUGCCAGUAGUCGCUUCAGUGCAGAACCAGCCAUUUUAUCGUUGGUCGCAUGCGCAUGCGCAAUAAUUCAACUCCAUUUAGAGCGCACCUUUAGGGGUGGAGCAAGAAAUCUCUCAAAAGCAAAAGGAGGCGGAAAGAGUCGGCGCUAUCAUGACGAGACGGAAGAGAGAGUCAGCGAACAAGAUGGACAUGAGUUUAGAUGACAUCAUAGCAAUGAACAAGAAAACGAGAGGGGGUCGUGGCAGAGGGAGAGGAGGAGCCCGCGGAGUCGGCCAGAAACGACCUUGGAACCGCCAGGCACAAACUGGACAGACAAGUGGUGGAGGAGGAGGAGGUGGUGUGAGUGCUCGACAGCAGAGGGUCCAGCAGAUUCAGCGGAGGGCUCGGAUGACGGUCCUCCGAAAGAGGCUCGGGACGGGACCGAAACCUGUCGUCUCUUUCAGUGUGGGGAGCAGAGCUGG
Messenger RNA from Geodia barretti, 2961 nucleotides. Lineage: Eukaryota; Metazoa; Porifera; Demospongiae; Tetractinellida; Geodiidae. The record is from the annotation of a GenBank genome assembly.